This is a messenger RNA of Aphis gossypii (cotton aphid), 1623 nucleotides long. RefSeq names its product E3 SUMO-protein ligase ZBED1-like. Gene Ontology annotation, molecular function: protein dimerization activity. NCBI's taxonomy places the organism in Eukaryota, Metazoa, Arthropoda, Insecta, Hemiptera, Aphididae. The transcript has 3 exons. Bases 1 to 1623 code for a protein of 540 amino acids. The record is from RefSeq and is a predicted model, not a curated record.
AUGGCAUAUUGUGAUAAAUUUCAAAGAGAUAGUUCACCAUACCAACAAUGUUCAAGUACAAAACCAAGUAUGUCAAACAGUUUAAUUCCAUAUUUUAAGCCAACUCCUUCCAAAUUAUCAAAUAAAUCUAAACGGGCUAAAGAACUAACAAAAGGUCUGAUGAAAUUAGUUGUAAAAGAUUUAAGACCUUUGAGUAUUGUAGAAGGAGAAGGUUUUCUUGAAUUUAUGAAUAUAGCUGUAUCUGAGUAUAUUGUUCCUAGUAAACAAACAAUAAUUAGACUUGUUGAACAGACAGCACAAAAUGAAAAAAACAAUUUAAAAUGUUUCUUAAAAAAUAUUCCACAUAUUUGUAUAACUGUUGAUUUUUGGACGUCAUUAGCAAAUCAUAGUUAUUUAGGCGUAACUUGUCAUUAUUUAGAAAAUUGGUAUUUACGUACACGUGUUUUAGAAACAGUGGAAGUUCCCGAAUCCCACACCUCAAUAAAUAUUGUCAACAAUUUAAAAUCUAUUCUUAAGUUUUGGAACAUUGAAAAUAAAGUUUGUGCAAUUGUAAGCGAUAAUGCUGCAAAUAUGGUCAAAGCUAUUAACGAUAUAGAUCAAACAUAUUUAGUUAGAUGUACUGCUCACUCUAUACAGUUAUCUAUAAAUGCAGGUAUCCAAAAUAAUGUAGUAAAAGAAAUAAUAAAUAAGCUGAGAAAAAUAGUGGGACAUUUUAAUAGAAGUGCCACAGCUCAAAAAGAACUUGAAAUUGAACAAGAAAAAUGUGGCGAAAAAAAACAUAAACUAGUUCAAGAUUGCGUUACUCGUUGGAAUUCGACGUGUGAUAUGAUCGAUAAACCAUUUAAAAUUGUCACGGAAGUAUUAGGUGGAGAAAACUAUACAACUGCGUCAAUAGCACACAGGUUGAUUAAAAGUCUUUUAAAUACGUUAAAAGUUAGUGAACAAGACUCACAUUUUUUAAUUGCAAUUAAAAAAUCUAUUUUAGAUGACUUAAAAAAACGUAGAGAAAUGAUGGGUGUAAUACUGUCAAAAGCAUCUGCAUUAGACCCUAGAUUUCGAGAGUUGAAAUUUUUAUCGGAAGAAGAAAAAGAAACUGUUUGGAAACAACUUGAAAAUGAGUUGAAAGAAUUAAUUCCCGAUCCAAAAAUAGAAACUGAAGUACAAUUAAAUUCUGAUUCAAUAUUAGAAAAUGAAGAAGAUAUUGAAACAUUUGAAACACAACACUCACCUCCUCGUAAGAAAUUACGAUCAUUAAUGAUAGAUAGCGAUGAUGAUGACGAAGAAAAUUAUUCAGUAACUCAAAGUCCUGCGAUCAUACAACUUGAAGAGUACAGAAAUUUUAAAAUCAAAAUUUCUUACGAUCAAGAUCCUUUAAAGUGGUGGAAAGAAAAUGAAUUUAAAUACUCAGCUGUAUCAUUAUUAGCCAAAAAAUAUUUAAGUAUAGUGGCCACUAGUGUUCCUUGUGAACGACUAUUUAGCGAAGCUGGAACAAUCAUCUCCAAAAAAAGAAACAGAUUAUCUCCUGAACGACUCAAUCAACUAUUAUUUCUGAAUUCAUAUUUCAAAUCAAAUCCAAAUUCUGAAACAUUGAUGGAAAAACUAUUGGAAGAAGGAAAUUCAUAA